AUGGAAAAUGACGUAACUUUUCAUGCUGUGGUAACAUGGAUAAGGAAUAUUUUCAUCCCAGCUAAUUCAGUAGUUGGAAUAACUGGUAAUUUCUUGGCAUUGGCUGUGUUCACCGCCAGUCAUCAGCGUCAUUUGUCGUCUAGUGGAUACCUAGGAGCCUUAGCAUGUGCUGAUAAUUUGUUUUUGAUAACUUUGUUCAUCUCUUGGUUUGAUGGGAUCGUUCCUAUCAUGCUAACAAAAGAAUUCUGUCGGUUUGUGAUAUUUACCACGUACGUUUCUAGUUUCCUAUCUGUGUGGUAUGUGGUGUGUUUUACUUGUGAGAGAUACAUUGCUAUUUGCCAUCCACUGAAAGCACCGAUGAUAUUAGCGAAAGUUUCAGAGAAAACUGUUGUGAUCGUUCUUGCUAUUCUCGCUUCUUUAAUGUAUUCGUUUGCAAUAUGGACAACAACUGUGGCCUCUUUCCACGGACGAAAUUUCUGUGUUCCCGAUCAGAGUUAUUUGGAUCUGAUGUCGUUCGUAACCUGGGUGGACACUGUAAUUACAAUGAUUGUUCCAUUCCUGAUGAUAGCUGUGAUGAAUAUACGGAUUGUUUAUUGUGUUUAUCUCUACCAACAUAAGAGACGGUUUAUAUUACAAUCGCACCAAUCGACGCCAGUUAAAGCCAAGUCGCAAAUGAAAAUUACAAAAAUUUUGUUGUUGGUUUCAACUACAUUUUUGGUUCUCAAUUUACCUAGCCAUGCUAUUCGACUGGAACGUAUCAUAGUUGAAAAGACUGACCAAGCUGUUCCUCUAUAUAAAACAUUAGUCCAGGAACUUGCUCAAUAUAUCUAUUACGCCACCUUCAGUGUUAACUUCUUUUUAUAUGCCAUAUAUGGCAAACAUUUUAAGAAAUCUUUAAAUAUUAUGUUACAUGGUCUGUGUAAACGUCACACGUCAAGGAACAAAAAUCCUCAAUGGUCGUAUAGUGAGUAUAACAGAACCUCAAUGACAUCUAUGAACGCACUUCGAGUAACAAAUGGUAGUAUUUCUCCACAUGGAAGCGACGUUUGA
This is a messenger RNA of Lottia gigantea (owl limpet), 1050 nucleotides long. RefSeq lists its product as hypothetical. Gene Ontology annotation, biological process: G protein-coupled receptor signaling pathway. The record is from RefSeq and is a predicted model, not a curated record. The coding region runs from base 1 to 1050 and encodes 349 amino acids. Gene Ontology annotation, cellular component: plasma membrane. Gene Ontology annotation, molecular function: G protein-coupled receptor activity. The transcript has a single exon. NCBI's taxonomy places the organism in Eukaryota, Metazoa, Mollusca, Gastropoda, Lottiidae.